This is a messenger RNA of Diospyros lotus (date-plum), 1248 nucleotides long. RefSeq names its product guanine nucleotide-binding protein subunit beta-like protein. The transcript has 2 exons. Lineage: Eukaryota; Viridiplantae; Streptophyta; Magnoliopsida; Ericales; Ebenaceae. Gene Ontology annotation, molecular function: translation regulator activity; protein kinase C binding; ribosome binding. Gene Ontology annotation, cellular component: cytosol; nucleus. Gene Ontology annotation, biological process: rescue of stalled cytosolic ribosome; positive regulation of protein phosphorylation. The record is from RefSeq and is a predicted model, not a curated record. The coding region runs from base 64 to 1047 and encodes 327 amino acids.
AGCUUCCUCCCACUCUUAGCCUCCGUCGUUCAGCCCCAAACCCUAGCGAGAAAGCGAGAGAAAAUGGCCGAAACUCUGGUGCUUCGGGGGACGAUGAGGGCUCACUCUGACUGGGUGACGGCGAUCGCCUCUCCGAUCGACAACUCCGACAUGAUCGUCUCGGCGUCCCGCGACAAGUCCCUCAUUGUCUGGCACCUCACCAAGGAGGACCGCCUCUACGGCGUGCCUCGCCGCCGCCUUACCGGCCACUCGCACUUCGUCCAGGACGUGGUCCUCUCGUCCGACGGCCAGUUCGCGCUCUCCGGCUCCUGGGACAGCGAGCUCCGGCUUUGGGAUCUGGCAGCUGGCACCACCGCCCGCCGCUUUACCGGCCAUACCAAGGACGUUCUCUCCGUCGCCUUUUCGAUCGACAAUCGCCAAAUCGUCUCAGCUUCCAGAGACCGAAGCAUCAAGCUGUGGAACACUCUCGGUGAGUGCAAGUACACUAUCCAGGACGGUGACGCACAUUCGGAUUGGGUCAGUUGCGUCAGGUUUAGCCCCAAUAAUAUUCAGCCGACAAUUGUGUCCUCUUCUUGGGACAAGACUGUUAAGAUCUGGAAUUUGACUAAUUGCAAGCUGAGAUCGACUCUGGCUGGCCACUCUGGCUAUGUCAACACGGUGGCGGUGUCGCCAGACGGGUCGCUGUGCGCAAGUGGAGGGAAAGAUGGGGUAAUCUUGCUGUGGGACUUGGCGGAGGGCAAGCGGCUUUACUCUCUUGAUGCUGGGUCUAUCAUUCAUUCUCUGUGCUUCAGUCCCAAUAGGUACUGGCUCUGCGCGGCGACUGAGGCCAGCAUUAAGAUCUGGGACUUGGAGAGCAAGAGCAUUGUUGUGGAUCUCAGGAUUGAUCCCAAGCAGGAGGCUGAAAUGAACGAGGGUGGCACUACCCAAUCCUCUGUCAAAACUAAGGUUAUAUACUGCACAAGUUUGAACUGGAGUUUUGAUGGAAGCACGCUAUUCAGCGGAUAUACAGAUGGUGUAAUCAGAGUUUGGGGUAUUGGUCGUUAUUAGAAUGCUUGGUUUAGACCAUGAAUUAUCCAGUCCAUGUCAUCACAUUAUGUCAAAUCAGUCAGGUUUCUGCCCAAAUUUUGGAGGACUUUUGUAUUCUCUAUGCUUCAUGGCAUUGAGGCUUUUUUAUUUUUGUUUUUAAUAUUAUGUUAGCUGUUGAAUUUGGUUUUGACUAUGAAUUCAAGGUAAGGUUUUCUUCUGAUA